Bufo bufo (common toad) is the source of this 3660-nucleotide messenger RNA. RefSeq names its product chloride voltage-gated channel 1 (gene CLCN1). Gene Ontology annotation, cellular component: membrane. The coding region runs from base 370 to 3195 and encodes 941 amino acids. The record is from RefSeq and is a predicted model, not a curated record. The transcript has 23 exons. Lineage: Eukaryota; Metazoa; Chordata; Amphibia; Anura; Bufonidae. Gene Ontology annotation, molecular function: voltage-gated chloride channel activity. Gene Ontology annotation, biological process: transmembrane transport; chloride transport.
UACAGGCUUGGAGUGUGAGGAGCCCUUAACUUUGCCCAGGAAAUUUAUUAAGAGAGAUAAGAAGAGACAUUAAGACAUUGAGGAGAGGACAGAGGGAAGUCACAGAGUGAAGACCCCAAUACACAACCUGAAAAGAGUGACAGGCAUUUAAUGAAGGGCUCAAGCUUUCAAGAAGAAGACUCAAGACGUCUUAUGAAAGGGACACAUUUACAAGGACGUAGAAGACAAAUAUUCUUUAGUAAGAGAUAGUCUUUAGGCAGAGGGAGACAUCUUCUAGACUGAAGAAGGGUAUGAGAAGCAAAGGGCAGGGUGCAAGUCAAUGAGAGACUGUUGGUAAAGGAUCGAUUCAAGGAGGUCAUUUUGGGCGACAUGGAGAGAACGGAAGCCCCCAAGAAGUCACAAAAUAAUGCUUGCAAGUCAGGGUGGUGGGGUGAUGACCCCCAGUAUCAGUAUAUGCAACUACGAGAAUCCUCCCGCUAUGGGAUUCCCAAACAGACACCACCUACCAUGCAGGAGAGUCCAGGGGAGCAACCCCCAACUCAAACCCAGACCUAUGGCCACUAUACAGAAGAACUUUCUCAAUUUGCUCGUAAGGAAGCUGCCAGAUUACUGCAACACAGGCAAAGUUCAAGUGCAAGCGCGAUCAAACCCCCUGAUGUUCAGAAGCAGUGUUACUCCAAGUGUCAUGCUUGUGUACAGCGAGUAAAGAAAUAUUUCAUCAAAAAGUUGGGAGAAGAUUGGAUAUUCCUUGUUCUUCUCGGUCUUGUCAUGGCAUUGGUGAGCUGGAGCAUGGACUACGCCAGUGCAAAGAGUAUACAGGCAUAUAAGUGGAUGUAUAAAGAAGCUUCUGACAAUGUCUGGUACCAAUAUUUGGCCUGGGUGUCCUACCCUGUUAUCCUUAUACUAUUUGCUGCAGUGUUUUGCCACUUAGUAGCUCCACAAGCCAUAGGUUCUGGCAUCCCAGAGCUGAAAGUUAUUCUCCGAGGUGUCGUACUGAAAGAAUACUUGACUCUCAAAGCCUUUAUUGCCAAAGUGAUUGGGCUGACGGCCUCCUUGGGGAGUGGGAUGCCUCUAGGAAAAGAGGGUCCAUUUGUGCACAUUGCAAGUAUCUGUGCGGCCGUCCUAAGCAAAUUCAUGUCCGUGUUUUGUGGAGUCUAUGAGCAGGCGUAUUAUUACACUGACGUACUCACUGUGGGAUGCGCUGUUGGUGUUGGCUGUUGCUUUGGAACCCCAUUAGGAGGUGUCUUGUUCAGCAUUGAGGUCACAUCCUCCUACUUUGCGGUGAGGAACUAUUGGCGUGGUUUCUUUGCAGCAACUUUCAGUGCCUUCAUCUUCCGGGUCCUUGCUGUUUGGAACAAGGAUGCAGUCACCAUUACGGCACUUUUCCGCACCAAUUUCCGAAUGGAGUUUCCCUUUGACCUCCAGGAGCUACCAGCAUUUGCAGUAAUUGGAAUCUGUUGCGGUUUCCUCGGGGCCUUUUUUGUGUACUUAAAUCGACAGGUGGUGCUUGGGAUCCGCAAGAACCAGACCUUGAGCAGUUUUCUGAGCCGUUAUCGUUUCAUGUAUCCGGCAGUAGUUACUUUCUGCAUUGCAACGCUUACCUUCCCACAAGGAUUUGGGCAGUUCAUGGCUGGAGAGCUUAUGCCCCGGGAAAGCAUCACUGUGCUCUUCGAUAACCAAACCUGGACCAAGCAUGAGGGUAAUGCCUCAAUACUGGGACGUUCCGCUGCCUUCAUCCAUCCCUCUGUUAGUGUGUUUGUCACUCUGCCUCUGUUCUUCAUCAUGAAGUUCCUGAUGUCAGUCGUUGCUACCACGAUGCCGAUACCCUGCGGGGCCUUCAUGCCAGUGUUCGUAUUAGGGGCUGCCUUUGGAAGAAUUGUUGGAGAGCUGAUGGCCUAUCUCUUCCCCAAUGGAAUUCUCUUUGAUGGGAUUGUCUACAAGAUAUUACCGGGGGGAUACGCUGUGAUUGGUGCGGCUGCACUGACCGGCGCCGUUACGCACACGGUCUCCACUGCUGUCAUCUGCUUUGAGUUGACGGGGCAGAUUUCUCACAUUCUCCCUAUGCUCAUCUCCGUCAUCAUGGCGAACGUGGUGGCUCAGAACCUCCAGCCCAGUCUUUACGAUUCCAUCAUUCAGACCAAGAAAUUGCCGUACUUACCCGACCUGUCGUCAUCUCACGUCAGUAAAUACAACAUUUUUGUGGAGGAUAUUAUGGUGAGAGAAGUCCGUUAUGUGUCUUCUCUCUGCACCUACAAUGACCUUCUUAAUGUCCUGAAGACCUGCUCUCACAAAACACUGCCACUAGUGGAGUCAAGCGAAUGUAUGGUUCUUCUGGGGUCAAUUGAGAGAUCCGAGAUUGUGGCUUUAUUGGACAGAGUCCUAUGUAAGGAGAGAAGACUCCGUAUGGCUUCACCCCCCUACAAAGGGCAGAGGAUAACCGGUCCGGGGGGCAAACGGGACUCCUUCCAAUACGUAGAUGAAGAAGAGGCAGGAGUGGAGGAGGAGGAGAAGAAAGAGCCGAUCGAGGAAUGCAACGGUCCCAUCACCCUAAAUAAUUCUGGGGAGACGCCCACAACUCCGCCAGAGCCAGACAGUUGCUGCAAGAGGUUCCGUUCUUCCCUAGCAGGAAUCUUCUGCAGGUCUGAGAAGGAGAAACCUGAAGAACCCUCAGAGGAAUCUGAUCUUGAAGACACAAUGACACCAGAAGAGAUUGCAGUCUGGGAGCAACAAGAGCUGGGGAAGGUGGCCUCCUUCGAUAGCUGUCUCAUUGACCCAUCACCAUUUCAGCUUGUGGAGAGGACAUCACUUCACAAGACGCACACACUCUUCUCUCUCCUCGGCCUUAGCCAGGCGUAUAUCACCAGUGGGGGGAAGCUGAGGGGAGUCAUCGCUCUGAAAGAGCUGCAAAAGGCCAUUGAAGGAACCGCCCAGUCCGGUGUCCGCCUGCGCCCGCCUUUUGCCAGUUUCCGCGACGCCAGUCGUUCACUGUCUCGAAAGGAAUCACAAAGACCGAUCCCUAAGGCUCCGCCAUCUCCUGACCCUUCCAUGAUGCCUGAUGAACCCAUAACUUUAGCUUCUCCGGAAGUGACACCAGACUCGGAGCUGGAUGACCUGUCGGGUCAAGGAUCGGAGAACGUAUCACAGAUCCUGAGGGACUUCCAAACGUUUGCAGAGCACAGUGAGGAGGAUUUGUAACCUUCAUCCAUAAUGCCUCUGGGGCCAGGACAGGUUAUCCAGCGUCUGGCAAAGUUGGAUCUACUGUUAAGAACUUUCUGAAGGCUCCUAGAAUGGAGGUGACUUCUCUUGUCCCGACACCUGGUCUACAUACUUACAUUAAGUACAUUUGAUUGACUGCUACUAUUAUAACAUUGUCAUUCAAGACACUCAAGGAAGCCUGAAUCUUCUUGUAAGGUUCUUCAAGAAAUGUAUCAAAGACUAACCUCAACCCUUCUUCGUUAUGUCAACGCUCUGCAUUCCUCAACAAGAAACCAACUCCUAAACAUCAAGUAAUACAACCACCAGCAUCCUCUGAACCCCUAUGAUACCAAUAUGAUAUCCGAGUCUCAUCCUCUCCAGUUAGAAAGCCAGCUGAUGCCUGUAAACGUCAGUCUCCAGUGAUCCAGAGAAUGGACUUCAUGAGAGCUUCUAGAAGGAACCACU